Molecule: messenger RNA, 543 nt
Organism: Andrographis paniculata
Lineage: Eukaryota; Viridiplantae; Streptophyta; Magnoliopsida; Lamiales; Acanthaceae
Product: probable disease resistance protein At4g14610
Exons: 1
Coding region: 1-543 (180 amino acids)
Molecular function (GO): ADP binding
Source: RefSeq, a predicted model, not a curated record
AUGGAAGGCUUUCUGACACAAUUCUUUGGCGGAGGUCGAGCAGCAAAACUAGAAGAAAGAGUGUGCGAGCUGGUUGAGCAAAGACAACAUUUUGGUGAGCUUGUACUUGAUGAUUGCGACAUCAAGGGAGACAAGUUUCGAAUUGGGGAGUUAGUAGGUGAGCAAAUCAAGAAAAAUUUGGAAGCAAUUUGGAGUUUCUUGUCAUUCGAUGGGGUGUCAAGCAUUGGGAUUUACGGUAUGGGAGGUGUUGGUAAAACAACACUUGCCAAGCAUGUGAAUAAUCAUCUUCAAGAACGAAGUGGCGAGCGUGUUGUAUGGAUCACAAUAUCUCAAGAGUUUACAAUCUCGAUGUUGCAAGAUGAAAUAGCCAAAUCCAUAGGCCGCGAUCCCUUAGAUGAGAGGAAUGACGAUAAAAGAGCAUCACGAUUGAAUGCAAUGCUAUCCAAAAUACACAAUCUUGUUAUUAUAUUUGAUGAUGUUUGGAAGUAUAUUGAUUUGAAAAGGGGUUGGGAGAUCCGCUCUGUGUGGAUGGAUGUAAAAUAG